Molecule: messenger RNA, 393 nt
Organism: Exophiala oligosperma
Lineage: Eukaryota; Fungi; Ascomycota; Eurotiomycetes; Chaetothyriales; Herpotrichiellaceae
Exons: 2
Coding region: 1-393 (130 amino acids)
Source: RefSeq, a predicted model, not a curated record
AUGGCGAAUUGGAGCAGUAGUGUGCCUGCGGGCAUCCUGGGCGGACUCGCCGGACUCAUGAUCAUCUUCAUCUGGUGGUGGUUCCCUCGCACCUGGAGAAAGGGCGUGAAGCAGGAAAACGCCCAACUCGAUGACGUGGAGAUUCAGGCGGAAAGAGAAAUGGUGAUUCAAAAUGCGCGAAACAUAGUCGACAAUUACCGCGAAACACUCAAGUUGCGAGAAUUAGCCAAGAAUGCAAAGACACAAUCAACAGAGAUUGCCGUGGAGGAACAACCCGGGAUGCUUGAACCUGCUGCCGAAGAAGAAGAAUCAGCACCGGACCAAGCAGGGAAUGUCAGGACCAGUUCGAACCCACCACGUCCUGGUGCCAGAUCUGGCAGCCCAACCUCUUGA